Molecule: messenger RNA, 555 nt
Organism: Salvelinus sp. IW2-2015
Lineage: Eukaryota; Metazoa; Chordata; Actinopteri; Salmoniformes; Salmonidae
Source: RefSeq, a predicted model, not a curated record
AUGCCCCAGCUGUCCAAGUACUAUGUUGGCUCACCGUACAAGCUUCAGGUACAUGAAGGCAGUGUGAUAGCCUACUACCUGUCAGAGUUUGAAGUACCACGUGGUCAGGAGGCAGCGGUGGACAAGGCCAUGUCCUCCAUGGACAAGAAUGUUCUCAACAUCCUUCAGUGGAUUUGUGGCUACCACUCUCCCAGCUCCCCCCUGACCUUCCAGUCCUCCCGAAACGUGAUGCUGGUAACCUUGGUUACUAACAAGGAAAAUAACUACCCAGGACUCAGAGCCCAAGUGUCUCAGGUCCCCCGGAACAGCAAAGAGCUGGAAUGUGGUGGCCAGCUGUCAGGAGAGACAGGGGAAUUCCACAUCCCCAAACUACCCAAACUACUAUGCUCCCAACACAGAUGUGAAUGGAAUAUACAGGUCCCUGCUGGUAAGUCAGUGAAGGUCAAGUUCAGUACCUUCCUGUUAUUAGAGCUGGGUCAGGAGAACACUAAGGACUGUAACAAGGACUAUGUAGAGAUCAACAACAAGAGGUAUUGUGGAGAGUUGACCUGUAUU